Carassius gibelio (silver crucian carp) is the source of this 782-nucleotide messenger RNA. Its product is annotated as SAYSvFN domain-containing protein 1. NCBI's taxonomy places the organism in Eukaryota, Metazoa, Chordata, Actinopteri, Cypriniformes, Cyprinidae. Bases 166 to 630 code for a protein of 154 amino acids. The record is from RefSeq and is a predicted model, not a curated record. The transcript has 3 exons.
GAUGAUGUUUUCACUGAGACAAAAAACGACCGGAAAUUGGUUUUUGAGCCACCAAGCGCCCCUUGGAGGAACAAACCUUUUGAACAAACCAAGUGUAAGAGCAAACAAACAGCCAGCAGCAUCGAGACAUCUGCUGACAAGGGACACUGAAGUCUGGUAUGAGAUAUGGAGUGUAAGCUGGCUGAGUUCAGAGAACGAAAGAAAGCACAGACUGCAGCCGAGAAACCUGCUGAUCGUUUGAUCCAGAGAGAAACGAGAGCAAGAAGCGAUGGUUCUCCAGAUCAGAAGCCAGAUACCUGUCCACACAUUGAGGAUCCCAGUCAUUAUUUGUUGAACACUACAUGUGUUCGUUGGCUUCAGCGAGUGGCCCUCACCCGUCUGACCCUGCUCAAAGUGCUGCUGUGGCUCGUGCUGCUGGGACUGUUUUCAGAACUUGAGUUCGGCCUGCCCUUUUUUGUUAUAUCGUUAUUCUACUGGCUCUAUGAGGGCCUUCGAAGCCCAAAAGCCCGACAACCUGGAGAAAUGAGUGCGUACUCCGUGUUUAAUCCAGAUUGUCAGCCCAUCCUGGGAACUUUAACAGCCGAACAGCUGGAAGGAGAGAUGGGAUACAGGCCAGCGGCCAAUGGAUGAACAUGUGUGACAUGAAGCAAACUUUGCAACAAGGAAAACAGUCUAAAUCUAGAUCUGUAAAGUGCACUUGGAAAACUUGUUUGCAUUAUAUUAAUGUAUCUUAGUAAUGAUCAGUUAACCUGUAUUCAGAUGUAAUAAAAUUAUGUUGUUGA